AUGUGUAGAUAUAACCCUGCUGACAUUGAAAUGUAUUCAGUGCCUUCCGGGGGACCGCCAACGUUUUCAGAAGUCACUUCAAGCAAAUCAUCUCUGCAAACAGGUUGGGCCUUAAGCAAACCGAGAAGUAGCGUUAGAUUUUCGCCAAAGGUCAAAGAAUACCUAACAGCACGUUUUACAAUAGGAGAAAGAACAGGGCGUAAGGCUGACCCUGGCCAGUUUGCAGCAGACAUGCGAAAUGCAAAAAAUGAGUCUAAUGAACGCCUGUUUACUAUAUCUGAGUGGCUUUCAAAGAACCAAGUUCAGAGCUUUUUUUCGCGGAUGGCAGCAGCACGUCGUAAAGAGCAGGGUGUUGUCGGCUUGUCAACGGAAAAGGAGGAAGACAUACAGUGCUUGAAGGAAUAUUCAGAAAGAGAGGAUCUGAUUAACACAGUAAAUGAAGAAAUUAACGUCGCACAUCCUAUCUGUUUUGACAGU
Messenger RNA from Porites lobata, 477 nucleotides. Lineage: Eukaryota; Metazoa; Cnidaria; Anthozoa; Scleractinia; Poritidae. The record is from the annotation of a GenBank genome assembly.